AUGCCCACCCACCCCUUUCCCGGCCUCUCCCUCCUCGUCGCCCUCCGCAUCACGCCCCUCAUCUCCACCACCUGCACGCUCCUCUACGCGCGCGACCAAGACUUCUUUCUACGGCUCUUCAACCACCCCGCCUCCCACCGCGCCAAAAGCCGCCCCUUCCUCCCCUCCUACUGGCAAGCCUUCUUCCGCCGCGGCAUCUACCUCGUCGUCGGCUGCCUGGGCGCAACCUUCUGGUCGUCACUCGCCAACCUUUACGUGCGCCGCCCGAUGCUGCACGCCAAGGGUCGUUUGGGUGUUACAAUUGUAGGCGAGGUCACGGCGGCGAAAUUCAUCCCCCGAACACACUCAAGCCUCAUCGUCCGCCAUAGCCCAUUCAUCCUCCUCCGCGCUCUCCUCCCCAUCCUCACCCUGCGCCGCUCCCAACGACCCAACAUGCAGGUGCACAUUACCUCCCCACUCCGCCGGCCGCGCGGCAAAGAAGUGAUGAUCCUCCCUCAACGGCCGUCCCUGACAAACAUACCCGACGGGCGUAUGGGUGACGUUCUGACCCUUGCGGCGCAAUGCCAGCCAUUCGAGGAGAAAAGCCGCGGGGCUCGCCGAGAAAGCGGGCUCCUCAGCACCAGAACGCUCCAUGUAGCGGCGCAGGGCGGUGCAGUCGGGAAAGUCGGCGUACAUCCGGCCGGCGAAGAUGCCGAGUUCUAUCGAAAGCCAGGUGGGGACUUGGUGGUCUGGGGGGAGGGGGUGGAAGGGCGUGGAAGGUCAAGCGGUCGAAGUGGGACAUGUCGCGGGUGA
This is a messenger RNA of Chaetomium globosum CBS 148.51, 792 nucleotides long. RefSeq lists its product as uncharacterized. NCBI's taxonomy places the organism in Eukaryota, Fungi, Ascomycota, Sordariomycetes, Sordariales, Chaetomiaceae. The coding region runs from base 1 to 792 and encodes 263 amino acids. The record is from RefSeq and is a predicted model, not a curated record. The transcript has 2 exons.